This is a messenger RNA of Colletotrichum navitas, 1803 nucleotides long. RefSeq lists its product as uncharacterized. NCBI's taxonomy places the organism in Eukaryota, Fungi, Ascomycota, Sordariomycetes, Glomerellales, Glomerellaceae. The record is from RefSeq and is a predicted model, not a curated record. Bases 229 to 1602 code for a protein of 457 amino acids. The transcript has 5 exons.
CUCAGCCAAUCCCCGUCGUCCCCAAUCCUGCAGGGGGGGCGAACUGGGCGAGUAGCGCUGUGAAGAAGGCCUUGUCCUCGGCGAAGCCAGCCGGGCCCCCUCCACCUGGACCUUGCGCCGCGUUGUUGUUGUUGGACAGUGCCACCGCCGCUGCAGGCAAGCACGGCCGGGACUCCGGCGGUACCGGACGGUGGGGCCGUCCUUGUUUAACGAAGCCUUGGCGGCCUUAUGCGUGUUAAUGACGAACAGGUGGGUAGAGCCAGGAUAUCAGACGUUCCGGCGCUGGCGAAACCCCACACAACACCGAGAAGCCGAAGCCAAAGCCGAUCCGGCGUCAACCGCGCGCAGCGAUGCCGAACGCCUCGUCCCUUCCACAAGGUUCUCGUCGAAAGGGGCGCUGCCGGCGAGGCCUUUUGGACGAAAUUCAUACUUAACAUCCUUAGCAAGAUCGACCGCCUCCUCGAGAGGUACGACGACUGGGAGACAUUUGCCGCUGGCGAGGAAGUGUACGACGAAAACUGGGAGAACCCGCGGUCGCUGUCCCGGCAGCUUGUGCACCUGCGCAAUUGGUACGAUGACGCGACUGGGUCCAGCGUUGCAGCUGCGGAGAAUGGCGAUGCGGUGGGAAUUGAGGCUGCUGCCGCUGCUGCAAACCCCCCGUCCUCGUCUUUCUGGACCGGACAUGACAACCCUGGACCACGCCCGCACGACGACGAUGACGACGACGAGCCCACCGCCGACGAGAGGAGACUCGCAGCCAUGGAGGCUGAGCUGUGUCAAGUCAAGGCCCGAUACGAUCAGAUACCAAAGUCAUACCUCGCCUGCUUGCAGCCAAGAAAAAAAGCCUCGCAAGCCUACCGUCGUCUCCAGAACGCCAAGGCGGCGUCUGUCGAGGCCGUGGAGCGCGUCAAGGCCAGCAAGGGUCGGCUUCAAGACGUCCAGGCGGCGCUCAACAUCCCAAAGGACUCCCUCAGACGCGCUGGCAGCAACGGCGACGGCAGCUUUGAGGCCACGUUUGCCGAGCUCGACUUGAACCGCCGGACGGUCAAGCAACGGCGCAACGAGGCAUAUAAGACGUGGGCUGAGUUGGUCGAGACGCAUCGCAGCGCGGAUGUACCAGGAAGAGGUCCUCGCACGCCCACCGCCCUUGCUGUCACGGCCGUCGGCCGCGGCGAUCAGUGCCUCAGUCACGUUGCCCGCCUUCUGCAGACUGCUGACCAGGAGGUCCAGCUCGCGGCGCGUAAGACCGACAACCCAAGUCAGAGCCGUGCAGGUGUAGAGCAGCGGGAGCGUGGCGUCGUGCGCGGCCGCCAUACGGACGAGGCUCACGUCAGCAUCGAAUCUAUGACACGUCGUCUACUCGAGCCGGAGGAGGGUUUCGUCGGGUCUGGCGCUCAUGUCGAGGUCCAGACAGGAGUUAUACAAAGGCUCGAAGGCGCCAUCGAAGAGGAUCUGGACCAUCUGGGUCGUCGGUCUUGCUUGGCCCCUGAGGGUCUCGUCGGGCCGAAAACGAACAUGAAACUACAACGCGAUGGGCGGUUGGUGGUCGUCAUUGUUAUUAUCGUUGUCGACGGGGGCGCUGUGGCUGUGGUCUUUGUCUGAACGUCUCUGCAAGUGUCGGGUACGCGCUGCUGCUGCCGUCUUUGGAGUUGGACGGGAGUGGGGGACAAUGAUGGGGACGACGCCGUCGAACUCGUCAUAGUUCUACGUGUUCCCGAGGGAUGCGAGCAUAACUGAUGGUCGUGAGUGACAUUGGACGGGAGAUAGAGAGAGAGAGAGAGAGAGAGAGAGAGAGAGAGAGAG